Closterium sp. NIES-65 is the source of this 519-nucleotide messenger RNA. The record is from the annotation of a GenBank genome assembly. NCBI's taxonomy places the organism in Eukaryota, Viridiplantae, Streptophyta, Zygnematophyceae, Desmidiales, Closteriaceae.
AUGGUGGAGGCGACAGGGGUGGUGGAGGUGGCGGAGGUGGCGGUGGGAGUAGUGGCGGGAGUGGAGGCGGCGGAGGCGGCAGCAGUGGGAGUGGUGGGGGUGGAGGCAGCAGCGGCGGUAGUGGCGGCAGUGGGAGCAGUGGCGGCGGCAGUGGUGGCGGUCGGGGUGGAGCCUUUUAGAGGGGAGGCUCUGGUGGGGGUCAGAGGCAGCAGCAGCUACGACAGCGUCCGCGUGAGACCCUUACACCUCAGCAAUUCCGUGAUUGACUUGCUCAAGCGCGAUGUAGAUAUCCUUGCUCUUGACCAUGAUGCUAUUCUUGCUGCCAUGUAUGCAUUGACUGUUAGUGCUGAGGGUGACUGUUACUUGUGUGUGCCGCCCGACCCGGGUAUAGAGUCUGCUGCUCUAGGUGCUAGUGAGUCUGCUCUAGGUGCUGCUGAGACUGCUCUAUUUGGUACUGCGCCUGCUGAGGCCUUGCACACCUUCACGCUUGACUCAGGUAGACCCACUCCCCUUGGUUGA